Messenger RNA from Cladophialophora psammophila CBS 110553, 942 nucleotides. RefSeq lists its product as uncharacterized. Gene Ontology annotation, biological process: lipid metabolic process. Bases 1 to 942 code for a protein of 313 amino acids. Gene Ontology annotation, molecular function: oxidoreductase activity, acting on the CH-CH group of donors. The record is from RefSeq and is a predicted model, not a curated record. NCBI's taxonomy places the organism in Eukaryota, Fungi, Ascomycota, Eurotiomycetes, Chaetothyriales, Herpotrichiellaceae. The transcript is spliced from 2 exons.
AUGGCGUCUUAUCUGGCAGAUCUGCCCUCGCUAGGCGAGUUCUUUCCCCCUACAGCUCGAGCGGCCAAGUUGUCCCUCGAUAUCUUCAGAUUAUACAUACCCAUCUCGCUGGUGCUAUGGACACCCUUGAAAAAGCUACAGGCGAUGGGCAAGACCUCGUCCAAAUCUCACCUGAGUCUCACUGGUCGUUAUGCGUGGGCGGCGGCGGAAUUGGUUGGGCCGAUUAAUCUGCUCUACAUCCUUUUCACUUUGCCAUCAAAACUCAGACCCCAGCCUGAUGCUGCAACCAGCUUCCUAGGUACAGGCUUGCCUGCUCAGAACGAGAUAUUGGCGUGCUUGUAUCUCCUUCACUACGCCAACCGUGCCAUUAUCAGCCCGCUGUAUCUGAACCCGAGCAUGUCACCCAUCCAUCCAUUCGUUACAGCGUUCAUGAGCGUCUUUCAAUACACGAACUCGACCAACAUUGCCUGCUGGCUUGUGUACUCGACACUGACCGCCAACACGGAGAGUCGGGCCAUAAUCUCUUUCGGUUCAUUCAUAGGGGUCUCGAUCUUUCUGCUGGGACUGGUGGGCAACAUCUGGACAGAGACGACGCUCUAUGAUUUACGACGGGGAGCUGCGAGGAGGAAAUCCAAGUCAGAGGGCAAAGCGACGAUUACUUACGACAAGGUGUACGUGAUCCCACCAGCUGAGGGAGCGUUCAAGUAUAUCUUACACCCGCAUUACGUCCUGGAGUGGCUUGAAUGGACGGGGUAUUGGGUCCUGGGAGGAGUAUGGGGACUGGGAUGGGGAGGUCAGAGUCCGGCCUUGUGGUUUGUGAUUUGCGAAGUAGUGACAAUGCUUCCUCGCGCAGUUACCGGCCGUCAGUGGUAUGAGGAGAAGUUUGGCAAGCGGGCUGUUGGAGGGCGAGCGGGUGCAAUCCCAGGACCGAUCAGACUGUGA